Messenger RNA from Dinoponera quadriceps, 5777 nucleotides. RefSeq names its product exportin-5 (gene Ranbp21). Gene Ontology annotation, cellular component: cytoplasm; RNA nuclear export complex; nucleus. The coding region runs from base 1 to 3651 and encodes 1216 amino acids. Lineage: Eukaryota; Metazoa; Arthropoda; Insecta; Hymenoptera; Formicidae. The record is from RefSeq and is a predicted model, not a curated record. Gene Ontology annotation, biological process: RNA export from nucleus; protein export from nucleus. The transcript has 7 exons. Gene Ontology annotation, molecular function: nuclear export signal receptor activity; RNA binding; small GTPase binding.
AUGGAGUUCGGAGCAGGCGAUGUCGCCCAGAUAUCGGCGGAGCUCGCAGGUGUGGUCGAAGUGAUGAUGUCGCCUGACGUACCUCAAGAACAGCGUUUGGAAGUAUACAAUGCCUGCGAAAGAUUCAAAGAAUCCUCGCCCCUGUGCGCUCAAUGCGGUCUGUAUCUGGCGCAAAAGUCUCCCAACAGAAGCUCGGUGGUCCGCCAUUUUGGGUUGCAGCUGAUGGAGCAUUGUGUGAAGUACCGGUGGACGCAGAUCUCACAGUCGGAGAAGAUCUUCAUCAAGGAGAACGCGAUGAAACUGCUUCAGGAGGGUACUGAGCCGCUGUUACAGGAGGAAGCGCACAUAAAGGACGCCCUGUCGCGUGUAGUAGUGGAGAUGAUAAAACGGGAGUGGCCUCAGCAGUGGCCGACGCUACUGGCCGAGCUCUGUCAAGCUUGCACGCGCGGAGAAAGCCAGACCGAACUGGUUCUGUUGGUGUUCCUUAGACUAGUGGAGGAUGUGGCGCUUCUGCAGACGCUCGAGUCCAACCAGAGGAGGAAAGACAUAUACCAGGCGUUAACCACAAACAUGGCGGAGAUCUUUAGCUUCUUUUUGAGACUGAUGGAGCAACAUUUUUCCGAGUUUCAGAAGAAAAGUGCCUUAGGACAAAUGUCCGAUGCCGCGGCACACAGUAAAGUCGUGCAGGUAGUACUGUCCACGCUAACUGGAUUCGUCGAGUGGGUCUCCAUAAAUCACGUGAUGGCCGAAGACGGCAGGCUGUUGCAGAUACUGUGCCUGCUGCUGGGCAAUCCCAUAUUUCAGUGUUCCGCCGCCGAGUGUCUGCUGCAAAUCGUGAACCGUAAGGGCAAAGCCGAGGAUCGGAAGCAACUGAUGAUCCUCUUCUCGGAGGAAGCUCUUAGGUGUAUUUACACGGCAGCUACCAGUCCACCGCCUCUCACCGGACCUACAACGAACGAGAAUCAUUAUCUGUUCCUGAAGAAACUCACACAGGUACUGACCGGCAUGGCGACGCAACUGUGCACCUUAUGGGGGAAGGACGACGCCUCUAGCAUACGGCCGACGCACUUCAAUAUCUUCCUGGACACCGUUCUCACCUUCACCAUGUACUCGAGCCUCACGCUCACGCAUUUAGCGAACGCGAUCUGGGUGAUGCUGUUCAAACACGAGCAGAUUAAGACUGACUCGCUGCUGCUGACGUACGUGCCGAAGUACGUGGAGAACACCGCGCCCAAGCUGAUCAAAGUGGCGUAUCCGCACAGCAGACAGAGCAACGGGAUGACCGCUUGCUGCCUCGCCGAUUACGACUCGGAGGAGGAGUUCAACGUCUUCCUCUACCGCUUCAGGACCGAUCUGCUCGAGGGCUUCAGGCACGCGACCAUGGUGGCGCCGUUGGUCACCUUCACGUACGUGCAACAGUGGUUAACCGCGAAGAUAACCAAGGGUAUGGGGAACCUGCGGUACAAGAGCGACCAGAACGAUCGCGAGUACCUCGAGUGGGAAGCCCUCGCCCAAGCCUUGGACUCGGUCGUCUCGAGGAUCUUGCUGAUCAACGAGAGGCCGAGCGUGCAGACCGGCCUGCAGCUGUUGGAGCUCUGUCUCGGCUACUCGCCGCAGGACCCCUGCCUCCUGUCCGCCCUCUUGUCUUGCAUAAGCGCCCUCUUCGUCUUCCUGUCGAUGUCGACCGGCUCGAUGGCCAUGCCGGGUAUCGCCGUACUGCCGCGCGUCCUCGAGAAGAUCUUCGCCGCUCUCGUGUUCGAGGCGCCCGGCGAGAGCAAGGGCAAUCGCUCGAAGGCGGCCAAGAGCGUCCGGCGUCACGCGGCCAGUCUCAUGGUGAAGAUCAGCCUGAAGUAUCCGUUGCUGCUGCUGCCGGUCUUCGAGCAGAUACGCACGAUGGUGCGCGGCCUCGCCAGGGAGCCCAGCCCGUUGUCCAAGAUGGAGAGCAUCAUGCUUUACGAGGCGCUGCUGCUGAUCUCGAAUCACUUCUGCGACUACGAGAGGCAGACUCGCUUCGUGGCGGAGGUUAUCGGCGAGGGCUCCGGCAAAUUCGUCGCACUCGGCGCCGAGUGGUUCAAGGGCCCGUUGGAGCUGAUGCGAUUCGUCGGCCUGGACCGACCGCCUGUCGAGAGCAUGCUGGAGGACCCGGCUGGCCGCAAUCGCACCGACCUCAUGAUCUGCGUCUGCACCGUGCUGAGCGUCGUCAAGAGGUGUUCCAUUCCGGAGGACCCCGACCGCGCCGCCAGGGGCGGCUUCGUCGCCGCGCUCAGCGAGAGCGGCAAUCCGGUCUACAGAAAUCCGGUCGCGCCCCACGUGAUCCCGGUGCUGCCGACGCUCUUCGCGCUGCUCCGCACGAUGAACGCUCUCUUCGGCCCCGCCGCUUUGGCCGCUUUGUCCGAGGGCUACAAGAAUGCCUAUGGACUCCUGGAGUCGGAGAAGGCGCAUCUAUUGGGUCUGAACGUGGCUAACGACAACACUAGUGAAACGGAUCAAUCCUCGAACACUCCCUUGGUCCGAAUGCAAUCAUUCCUCAGCACGAUUCACGAUCAGUGCUAUCACAUGUUAGGUAGCGGCUGUCACAUGAUCGGCCGAGACUUUUAUCAAUUACCUGGACUCGCACCGGCAUUGUUGAACUCGGUCUUCUCGAAUAUGGAGGCUAUUCCGGACUACAGACUACGGCCGAUCAUACGCGUGUUCAUGAAGCCGUUCAUAUACUCUUGCCCGCCGGCUUUCUACGAGAGCGUACUAGUACCUGUACUGGCCCACGUAUCCACACACAUGUGCCAAAGAUUAAGCGCAAAAUGGCAAUACAUCGCGCACCUCUACGAGUCCGGCGGCCUCGACGAGGAGAACACCGACACGCAGGAGGUGAUCGACGACAUGCUCAAUCGGAAUCUGACCAGGGACUUCGUGGACGUGCUAAAGGUGGCUCUGGUCGGUGGUGCUGCGAGUGACGCCGCCCCUCCGGACACUAUGGAGCAGGACAGUGGGGGAAUGGCGGUGGACCCUCCGCUUUCGCGGGGCAACAGUAUCGUCGCCGAGGUCGUCAGCGAACUGGGAGCCUUCGUCUUGCGCCACCCGUCCACGUGCCACAGCGUUGUCCUAUGCGUACUGGGUGCGCUCGCGUGGAAUGACUCGAACGCGAGUCUCAAGGCCACAAUGUUGACCGGCCCCGUCGUUCGUGCACUGGCGGCCGACGGUAGUCUCACUCCCUCUAUGGCGUCGCACAUCAUGGUGGCGGUUCUCCAGGGUCUGCAGCUGCACGGCCAACACGAAGCCAAUCAGGGCUCGCUCGUCACACUGGGCGCCCAAGUGUACGAGUGCCUCCGGCCCAAGUUCCCGAACAUCAUCGAGGUGAUGCAGCAGAUCCCGGGUGUCAAUCCCGCCGAUCUGCAACGUUUCGACGAGAAGAUGUCGGUGGUCAGUACGAAGGGCAACAAGGUCGAGAAGGGCAAGAAGGAUCUCUUUAAGAAAAUUACAAAUCAGCUUAUCGGCCGAAGCGUAGGUCAGUUGUUCCGCAAAGAAGUCAAAAUAGACAAUUUACCGCGAAUCGAAUUGCUCGGGUUCGGCAAGUCUCCGCCAGUACGCGUGGAUGAGAUCUCGGAGAACGCAGCUGAUACGGGGAUAACAGCUCUAUUCGCUGGGUCUACGUAGCAGAACGUCUUAGAGAAUUACAUUUUGCGUAGCUGGUCUAUUUCAAUAAAUAAUUAUAAAUUAUUAUAAAGAAGAGUCUCUUCUCUCUCUUUCUCUCUCUCUCUCCCUCUCUCUCUCUCUCUCUCUCUCUCUCAGGAGCGGCAAUGUGCAGAGUAAUACAGAGAGAAAGAGAGAGAGAGAGGGACGACGUUUGAUCCGACACCACUGAAACAACACGUUUCUUUUUUACGAGAAAUCCUACGUGUUUUCAGCGUGUGAGAAUUACGGAAGUAACAAAUUAUAUUUAAAACGCUCGAAGUAUCGCCUUGUAUUACACUCUUACACUCCUGAAAAAUAUUGAUUGAUACAAUAAGACAAAAAAUAUAUCAGUUUGUAGAGUCUCGAUCGCGUGGUGGGAUAUCGAGGCGAUGCUUCGGAGAUCCUAGGACAUGUCGCGUCCUCACUCUAUCACUCUAGGUGCUUCAAGUGACGCAUAAAUCACAAACAACACCCGUCGCCGUCUCGUCACGGCGAGAAGAAAUCCGCAACGAAACAUAAGAGAGAGCAUCUGUAACAAAACAGAAAAAAAUUGUUGAAAAUUUUUCUGCACUUUCUUCACUCUGAAAUUGACGAUAAAUUUCAAACUGAUGAAGAUGCAGCAUGACGUAAUUUUGAAUACGAAAGAAGAUGUAGAUAAUUUGUUUCUAUUUAUUUUUUAAUUAACCUUUUGUACACAUCACAUUAUUACGAGAAACGAAAGAUCGCACGAAAGGAGGCAGGGAAUGUUGUUCAGUUUUGUUGACGAAUUUCGGAGUGUAACCUACAAUCUCUCAUUGAAUCUUCAUAUAGCUUCAUGUAGCGGAUGUUCUUUAGCGCGUUAUUGUCCUUUCACCAUCAUUCAAUAUCUUAAUCUUCCGCUUUGAAAGCGGCUCCCGAGAUAUUCAUAUACGUCGCGCAACAUUUUCACGAUGAACUGUACGGGAUGUGAAUCUUAUUGAGAUUGUGAGAGACAUGUACAACGGGAUUUUAGCGAACUAUUGUGAUAAGGACACGCAGCGACUGAAAUUUGAACACGGUCGCGCCGUUGCUCUGUACAAACGAAAUAAAAGGGUGGGCGACGCGCGUCUCGAGCUGUGACUAAUAUGUGCAAACGCAAAACACUAUAACGUAUAUUCUUUAUUUCUUCUUUUCUCUGUUUUUACUCCCCGCUAUCUUAUUGUCACCGCAAUUAGUAAAUUCGAGAUCCAUAGUUCAACGGCACUUUAGAGAUAUGUUUUGUUUCAGCUACCGUCCCUCCUCCCCCACCCCUGUCUUCUCUUUGUUUUUUCACUAUUGUUGAAAAUCAGUACGUGCGCUUUAAAUAAAGAAAGAAAAGAAAGUAGAAAGUUCGGAAAGUGCGGCUAAGCAGAGCAAAUUUAUUGUAUCUAUAAUCGCUAAGAACUUCGAGGUUAUAGUUUAUUACACACAUCGGUGUCAUAUAUUUAUAUAAGUAUAUACAUAUUGUACAUUAAAAUCUUAUAGUGAUUGAUCUUAUAUGCCAGAGUAGAAGAGAAUGAAUUGUAUAAUCACUCGUCUCUAUACAUACAUACAUUAUACACAUACACACGCAUAUUAUAUAUAUACUUGUUUCUCGAAUGUUCAUAUUAUACGAUUCGUUGAUUUUUUCCAAGGCAUAAGUAGAUCGACACCAAAUCACGCGCAACAACGUCGAUCAACGUCUUCCUUACAGCCGAGUUUUCUCGCAAAGUAACUGAAAAACCGCGAUACAACUUACGACGAAUCAAUUAAAUUUACACGAUGUAUUUACACAUAUAUACGAAUCGAAACGGCAGUUUUAAUCAAGAGGAUAUAUAAUCUACGCGAGAGCGCGCGUGCACACACACACACACACACAAAAGAACGCGAAUAACGCGACACGUGCGAGCGGCACGUAAUGAUUCAUGUAAUGCGUUAAGAAGUAGGCAACCGAUUAGACGGAAUUCAAAAUCCGAACCGCGUUAUACCGCGAAGCAAAAAAUAUCGCUCUCUCCAAAAAAGAAAUCACACAUGUAUAUUUAGAAUAUAGAAUAUAAAAUAUGUUUUUUAAAGCGAGAGACGAGAAGAAAGUAACCACACGGGUUUGCCGGGAUUUUAUCGUUGCAAUAUCA